ACACGCGGUAUAAGUGGGUCGAUCGAUGACGAUGACGACGUGUAUGCGUGUGUGUGUGUGUGUAAGCCUGGUGUCAGCAGCAUCUGGAAUGAAUUCCAAGGUGCGGGUUAAUUGUUCCCCUUCUUCUUCUUCUCCUUCUGUUUUUGCUCGAAACUUCAAUAAAAGUUAAAAGUAGCUCUACACAUGCAUAAACGCGACCGGCCGUUAAAACGGUCUAUUUACAGUGCGCGAGAGCAUUGCACACGACGUUCUCGGAAUUUGAUCGAGCGGAAAGAAAUCGGUUAAUUGUUUAGCUCUCGGAAUGCAUCGUGCUUGCGUAAACAGCCAAACAAUAUCGGGAUCGUCAGCGCUGACUUGGCACUAAAAGGCUGCACGGCUCCUCCGAGACUUUCUCGCUCGGUCAGGAGUGUAAUAUCCGUAUCAGACUCGUCGCACGAUGUUCGGCCGUCUAGUAACUCUCCUCGCUGUCGCGUCUCUCUUCCGAGUCGAUGCUGUGCCGUCGGAUUCCAGCGCCGAGAUACCUUCCUUUCUGAAGAUAUGCCGACGCAGCGAUCCGCACCUGAACGAGUGCAUCAAGCGUAGCGUCGACUCGUUGAGGCCGUAUCUGAGGACUGGCAUCCCGGCCCUUCACAUUCCGCCCUGCGAGCCACUCGGCGUGCCGGAAAUCGAGCUCAGCCAAGCGGCUGGACCCGUUUCCAUCAGCUCCGCCUACACCAACAUCAAGGUCUGGGGUGGCACCGAUUUCAUUCUCAAGAGCGUCAAACUCGACCUCGACAAGGACCGAAUCCGCCUGAAGCUCUACAUCCCCCACCUGGAGAUGUUGUCUAACUACAACAUGGAGGGAAAGAUCCUGAUGCUGCCGAUCACCGGCAAAGGUCUCGCCUCCGGUAACUACACGGACAUAGACGUCGUGGUGACGAUCCAGGGCGAGAAGUACCAGAACCAACGCACCGACAAGACCCACUUCCGGGUCAACGAGUUCUACUGCGACUUCGACGUCGGCCACGCGAGUAUCCACCUGGACAAUCUCUUCAACGGCGACGAGACACUCGCCGACGCUAUGAAUCUGUUCCUCAACGACAACUGGAAACUCGUCGCUGCCGAGAUGAAACCUGCUCUCGAGGACACCGUGUCUAGGCUAUUCAAGAGCUUCUCCAACAAGAUUUACGCCAAGUAUCCCGUCGAUACGCUCCUGCCUCCUUAGGAUUUAGUGUUUAUGUUCAUUGUUGCACAGUUUUUCUUUCUACAUUAUUACAAACGUUUAAUAGCAUUUUCCCAACAAUUUUGUACUUUUGCUACGCUUUAUAAAAAAAGAAAAGUACACCAA
Molecule: messenger RNA, 1327 nt
Organism: Nasonia vitripennis (jewel wasp)
Lineage: Eukaryota; Metazoa; Arthropoda; Insecta; Hymenoptera; Pteromalidae
Product: protein takeout-like
Exons: 3
Coding region: 437-1204 (255 amino acids)
Source: RefSeq, a predicted model, not a curated record